ACGUGAUUCCAUUGUCAUGUGAUAAAAAACUAUUACAUGAUAAAUGAAUUCUCUUGCCUCCUUUUUAAUAUUUUGCACCCUUUUGGGAACAGAAGCAUUAAGUCUGUUGAGACAUCAAGGCUUGAAGGAGCCAGAGGGGCAUAUAGAUCGAAAAUAUUUACCGGCUCCUAAGUGGUUUGAACAAAAACUUGAUCAUUUUAACCCAGCAGACACAAGAACAUGGAAGCAAAAGUAUUACGUAAACAGUACUUUUUAUAAACCGGGAGGGCCAGUUUUCCUACAAAUCGGAGGUGAAGGCCCCGCCAGUCCUAAGUGGAUGGUACAAGGAGAAUGGAUUGAAUUUGCCAAAAGAUAUAACGCUUAUUGCAUACAAAUCGAGCAUCGAUUCUAUGGAGAUAGUCAUCCAACCAAAAAUGUCAGCGUUGAGAAUCUUCGCUAUUUGACAAGCGAACAAGCACUUCGAGAUUUAGCUAAUUUCCGGGUGAAAAUGAGUAGCCUUUUAAAAAUGAAUAAAGCUAAAUGGGUAUCAUUUGGCGGUUCUUAUUCGGGUGCCUUAUCAGCUUGGUUUCGCGCCAAAUAUCCUCACUUAGUUCAUGCUGCUGUUGCAUCUAGUGCGCCUCUAUUUGCUAAAGUAAACUUUUACGAGUACUUAGAGGUUGUAGCUGCAUCGUUAAAUUCCAUAAACCCUCAAUGCGAUGAACGCAUUUCUUUAGCUUCACAAAAAUUCAAAGCCAUGCUUGCUAAGAAAAGUGAUCGCCAGCUAUUAAAAAAAAUGUUCAAACUUUGCGCAGAUAUUGAUAUGAGCAAAAACGAUGACGUUUCAAACCUACUUGAAUCUUUGGCUGGUAAUUUCGAAGGAAUAGUCCAAUACAAUAAAGAUAAUAGACACUUUGAAGGUGGAAGUCAAAUAACAAUAGAUUUGCUAUGUAAAUUGAUGACUGGUGGCAAAAACACUUCAGAAAACGCUUUAGAAAAUUAUGCUAAAGUCAAUAGUUUGUUGUUAUUAGACGCGAAUCAAACUUGCCUAGAUUUUUCAUAUAAAUCUGUUAUCAAAGAAUUACAAGAUGUUUCUUGGAAGGCGGCAGUGGGUGGUCGUCAGUGGAUAUAUCAGACUUGUAAUGAGUUUGGGUGGUAUCAGACAUCUGAUUCUCCAAAACAACCUUUUGGAAGUGGUUUCGGAUUAAAAUUUUCUGCCAAGAUAUGCUCUGAUGUUUUUGGUGUAUUUAACCUAAAAGACCUCGAAGCUAAUGUAAACGAAACAAACACUAAUUACGGAGCUAGAAAUUUGAAGGCAACACGAAUUGUAUUCCCAAAUGGUAGUAUAGAUCCCUGGCAUGCAGUUGGUUUAACUAAGGACCUUAACCAGGAUGCGCCGGCUAUAUUUAUUCAAGGUACAGCACAUUGCGCCAAUAUGUAUCCACCAUCUAAAAAGGAUCCCCCACAACUAACAAAAGCUCGCCAAAAGAUUGGAGAUUUGCUUGAAAAGUGGCUUGCUCAAGAUGCUUAA
Molecule: messenger RNA, 1507 nt
Organism: Dimorphilus gyrociliatus
Lineage: Eukaryota; Metazoa; Annelida; Polychaeta; Dinophilidae
Source: the annotation of a GenBank genome assembly